This is a messenger RNA of Brenthis ino (lesser marbled fritillary), 3708 nucleotides long. NCBI's taxonomy places the organism in Eukaryota, Metazoa, Arthropoda, Insecta, Lepidoptera, Nymphalidae. The record is from the annotation of a GenBank genome assembly.
AUGGCAGAACUAAGUGCGAGUCUAAGUGCGGAAAACGAGUCCAAUAUACAAUACAAUACAAUGGCAGAACUAAGACGACUACUAUUUGGUAACUACAGUGAACACAUUUUACAAAAAAAAUAUGGACCAUUAGUUGCUAGUGAAAUAUGUCGAAAAUUUCCCAAGGAACCUUACAUCGGAACAUUUUACGGUACUGAUCCAGCUCUCAUAAUACAAGAUCCAAAUAUUCUGAAACUAGUCCUAUCGAAGGAUUUCAACUACUUCAGUGGCCGAGCAAAUACUGAUUAUUCAAACCGAGAGAUUCUUACAAAAAAUAUGUUUUUUAGAGGGGGCGAUGAAUGGAAGGCUUUACGUCUAAAUUUAACCCCACUAUUUACGAUGGCUAAAGUGAAAAAUAUGUUUCCUAUUAUAAAUGAGUGUACCAAAGAAUUAAAUGAAUAUAUUGAAGAGUUAUUAAAAUCAAAUGAGAAAAUUUCCGUGCGAUCGCUCCUUUCAAGAUAUACGAUGAGCUGCAUUAUGUCUUGCUCAUAUGGUAUUAACCCAAAUACUUUAAAACGGGAUGAGGGAAAUAAUAAUAUAUUUGUUAUUAUCGGUGAAAAGCUUUUUGAUACAUCAGUCAAGCAAAAUCUAAAACUAAUAAUGCAUACAAUGUGGCCACAAGUGUUUUAUGGCUUAAGAUUGAAAUUGUUUAGUGACGAGAUUGAGUCCUUUUUCUAUAAAUUAUAUUUAGAUACUACUAAAAGCAAACAUUUAAAUGAAUUAUUUAAAAGUGACUAUAUCGAUCAUUUCUUAGAAUUAAAAAAGAAAAAAUAUAUAUAUUCCGAACCAGUUAAGAAUUCUAACAUUGAAAAUAAGAAGGUAGUUAGAAUUGAAGUGAACCAAGAACUAAUGGUAUACCAAUCCCUAUCACUAUUCGGUGCAGGAUUUGAGACCACAUCGACUGCAAUGACUUUUCUUUUAUACGAACUAGCCAAAAACAAGCAUAUCCAGGACAAAGUGAUUGAAGAAGUAGAUGCAUAUUUAAAAAGACAUAACGGUGUUGUAGAUUAUGAAUGUGUUAAUGAAAUGUCAUAUCUUGAGGCCUGCAUUAGUGAGACGCUACGUUUAUACCCUGUAAUAGGUCUUCUGACUCGUGAAGUCAUGAGCAACUAUACCCUGCCUACAGGUCUUACAUUGGAGAAAGGCAAUCGCAUUCACAUACCCGUUUACCAUUUGCAUAGAAAUCCAGAUUAUUUUCCAGAACCAGAAGUAUUUCGCCCAGAACGAUUUAUUGGGGAAGAAAGGAAAAAGAUCAACCAAUAUGCUUUUUUGCCGUUUGGAAAUGGACCAAGGAUAUGCAUUGGUAUACGGUUCGCUAAAAUAACAAUGAUGGCUGGAUUGCUUAUGAUAUUAAGAAAAUAUAUGCUUGAUUUAGCUGAAGAUAUGCCUGUCAAGAUAAACUUUAAACCUGUGGGAUGCAAAAAGCACCGGUUGCUAGACAAGUAUGAUACUUUUUCUGACUGCCUCGGUGGUGUAGUGGCUAGCAUGUACGGCUGCACACCCGGAGGUCCUGGUGAACACAUUUUACAAAAAAAGUAUGGACCAUUAGUUGCUAGUGAAAUAUGUCGAAAAUUUCCCAAGGAGCCUUACAUCGGAACAUUUUACGGUACUGAUCCAGCUCUCAUAAUACAAGAUCCAAAUAUUUUGAAACUAAUCCUAUCCAAGGAUUUUACCUAUUUCAGUGGCCGAGAAAAUACUGAUUAUUCAAACCGAGAAAUUCUUACAAAGAAUAUUUUUUUCAGAGGGGGUGACGAAUGGAAGGCUUUACGUCUAAAUUUAACCCCACUAUUCACUAUUGCUAAAGUGAAAAAUAUGUUUCCUAUAAUAAAGGAGUGUACCAAAGAACUAGAUGAAUAUGUUGAAGAGUUAUUAAAAUCACAUGAGAAAGUGUCCGUGCAAUCGCUCCUUUCAAGAUAUACGAUGAGCUGCUUUAUAUCUUGCUCAUAUGGUAUUAACCCAAAUACUUUAAAACGGGAUGAGGCAAAUAAUAAUAUAUUUGUUAUUAUCGGUGAGAAGAUAUUUGAUACAUCAAUCAAGCAAAGUCUAAAAAUAAUAUUGCGAACAAUGUGGCCACAUGUGUUUUAUGGGUUACGAUUGAAACUUUUUAGUGAUGAAAUUCUAUUCUUUUUCAAUAAAUUAUUUUUAGAUGCUUCUAAAAGCAGAGAUUCAAAUGAUUUAUCUAGAAAUGACUAUAUCGAUCAUUUCUUGGAAUUAAAAAAGAAUAAAUAUAUAUAUUCCGAAUCAUUUAAGAAUUCUAACAUUGAAAAUAAGGAGUUAGUAAGAAUUGAAGUGAACCAAGAACUAAUCGCAUACCAAUCCUUUUCAUUAUUCGGUGCAGGCUUUGAGACCACAUCGAUUGCAAUGACUUUUCUUUUAUAUGAACUAGCCAAAAACAAAAAUAUCCAAGAAAAAGUGAUCGAAGAAGUAGAUGAAUAUUUUGAAAGACAUAACGGUGUUGUAGAUUAUGAAUGUGUUAAUGAAUUGUCAUAUCUUGAGGCCUGCAUUAGUGAGACGCUACGUUUAUACCCUGUAUUAGGUCUUCUGACUCGCGAAGUCAUGAGCAGCUAUACCCUGCCUACAGGUCUUACAUUGGAAAAAGGCAAUCGUAUUCACAUACCCGUUUAUCAUUUGCAUAGAAAUCCAGAUUAUUUUCCAGAACCAGAAGUAUUUCGCCCAGAACGAUUUAUUGGGGAAGAAAGGAAAAAGAUCAACCAAUAUGCUUUUUUGCCGUUUGGAAAUGGACCAAGGAUAUGCAUUGGUAUACGGUUUGCAAAAAUGCCAAUGAUGGCUGGAAUGCUUAUGAUAUUUAAAAAGUAUAAGCUUGAUUUAGCUGAAAAUAUGCCCUUCAAAAUAAACUUUCAACCUGUUAGAUUCUCGGGCAUAUGCAGUGUGGUAUGCCUCUCUUUUACCCAGAGCCAGAAAACACCGGGCAUGCUACAGAUAAUGAUGUGCGGAUUCAAUCUCCGCUUGAAAUGCCUCACCAUUGGCUAUUUGCACUUGUUGGCCAGUGUUGUGGAUAUAGGAUGUCACGUUCUGGUGGUAGCAAUACUUUCAAACGGUUUCCAAUGUGACAUCAAGGCAGAGAGCCUCUCGGUAAUCGACUUGCCAUGGCUACAGCUGCUGCUUUUAGUGAUCAAUUUCGGAACCCAUGGCUUUUAUCCUUUUCCUCUCGAUUUACGCUCCUACUACGACCACAUGCAAUUUGUAGUUGAACCAAGAUGUUAUCCAGGGAUGCUGCACUUGAGUCUCAUUGAUAUUAUAAAUUUCUUCAUCAACGUCAUCUGGCUUAAGUUUGUUAUUGCUUUUGUGACUGCUGUACAUAAGAGAGAUCCGGAGCCAAUGCGUAUGUUUUUUGGCCUCUCACUUCUGAAGUUAAUAGUCCAAGUGAUAUACUUUACAUACCAAUUUAAUAUGGGCUUCGCCAGUCCACAGUACUCCUUCCUGAUUGCUGCUGAUACUGGUAUUUCCGUCAUUUUCCUAAUGAUUAUCAACGCUUACAUAUUCCAAGUGCGACAUGAAUUACUACAAAAGAAAGUUGAUCAACCCCCGACUUAUAUCGAGUGUUUGAUGAAUACACCUCUACCAAAAGUGGAUGAGAAGAACACUAUAUUAGUUAUUGAUGAUAAAAAACCCCAAUUGCCCACAGAAGUGGAAUCUAAGGAGACGCUU